This is a messenger RNA of Morone saxatilis (striped sea-bass), 4480 nucleotides long. RefSeq names its product regulating synaptic membrane exocytosis 1b (gene rims1b). Gene Ontology annotation, molecular function: transmembrane transporter binding; small GTPase binding. The transcript has 29 exons. Gene Ontology annotation, cellular component: presynaptic membrane; cytoskeleton of presynaptic active zone. The record is from RefSeq and is a predicted model, not a curated record. Gene Ontology annotation, biological process: regulation of synaptic plasticity; intracellular protein transport; positive regulation of synaptic transmission. Bases 2 to 4405 code for a protein of 1467 amino acids. NCBI's taxonomy places the organism in Eukaryota, Metazoa, Chordata, Actinopteri, Moronidae.
GAUGUCCGCCUCGGUGGGGCCCCAGGGUGGCCCUCGCCCACCCACCGUGCCGCCAUCCAUGCCGGAUCUCCCGGACCUCAGCCAUCUGACCGAGGAGGAGAGGAAGAUCAUCAUGGCAGUGAUGGCUCGGCAGAAGGAGGGAAGAGGAGAAGAAGAACAAGCCAUGCUAAAAACACUGCACCAGCAGUUUGAGAGCUACAAACAGGAGGUGCGUCGCAUUGGGGCGGAGACGCGGCGUCAGCAGACCCAGCUGAAGGACGACGCGCCUACCUGCGGUAUCUGCCGCAAGACCAAGUUUGCCGACGGCUGCGGCCACCUCUGCUCCUACUGCCAGACCAAAUUCUGCGCUCGCUGUGGAGGGCGGGUCUCUCUGCGCUCCAACAAUGAGGACAAAGUGUGUCUCAUAGUGAAGGACAGGGUAAUGUGGGUAUGCAACCUGUGCCGUAAACAACAGGAGAUUCUCACCAAAUCAGGAGAAUGGUUUUCGGGGUCAGGGGUGCGGCCUGGGAGCCUGGGCACCUCCUUGAACAACCCAGCCACGGGAGGUGAGGCCCAACGGGACAGGAAGCUACUCCGCUCCAGGUCCCAAGCUCCGCCCUCCAGCACCAAUACCAACACAGGGCUGCCCGACGGGACACAGCCACCUGCCGGUGUCACUGCUGCCAAGGGUGCGGACACCAUGCCCGGCUCCCGCUCCCAAAGUGAACCACCUAGAGAAAAGAAAAGGCCAGUUUCCCUACAUGAACAAAAUGGAAAGGGAGGCAUGGGGCGUGGUAGUGGCCGGAGACCUGCUGGGAAGUUGCCGUCUCAGUCAUCCCUCGACGAGCGAGUGGUGCCUGGGGACAGAGGCGAGAGACGGUUAGGAGAUGGACGGAGGCUAGAGAAGAUCCAUUCUCAAGACUACGAGGAUGGGCAGGAGAACAUGGGUCGUUCAGAAACACACCGGAGACGCCCAGAGGAUGAGGAGCAGAGGGAGCGCCAGCGCCGUGAGGAGGAGUUCCAGAACCGUUACCGUAGUGAUCCCAACCUGGCACGAUACCCGGUGAAACCACAGAAGGAGGAGCAGGAGAUGCGCAUGCAUGCUAAGGUGUCCAAGGUCCGCCACGAACGACGACACAGUGAUCUGGCGAUCAACGAGGUCGGACUGGGGCCUGGUGAAGGAGGAGGUGGAGGCAGCGCAGGGCAGGUGCCUGAAAACCGUCUGGCCAGGAGGGGCGGAGGUGGGGAGGGAGACCGCAAGGCCGUUUUGGAAAACCACCGAGCCUACUCUGUGGAUAGGACCGUGGGGGUUGGAGGGGGAGCUCCACCUGCUGGAGGUGGAGUGAGAUCAGGACCCCAACCUGAGGGACCGGUGCCUCCAGACUGGGGCCCAAACAAACAAGGCCGCCUAGAGCCCGGUACAACACGGACACCAAGGGACAAAGGUGGGGAUAACCUGCUGAGGAAGGACUCUCAGAGCUCGGACCAGUCGGAGUCUCUGCGGCCGCCCCCUCCACGGUCAUACAAGAGCAAGCGCGGAGUCAACAAGAGGCAGAUGUCCAUCAGCAGCUCAGAGGAGGAGGGCGGCUCCACGCCCGAGUACACCAGCUGUGAGGACGUGGACAUGGAAAGCGUCAGCGAGAAAGGUGACUGGGACUGUCAUUCUCUAGAUCCUACAGUGUGGCACCAUCCAGUUACAUGGCAACCGUCCAAAGAGGGUGACCACCUAAUCGGACGCAUCACGCUAAGCAAGAGGUCGGCAAUGCCCCGUGAGGCUGGCUCCCUCCUCGGCCUAAAAGUGGUAGGAGGGAAGAUGACAGAGACAGGGAGACUUGGGGCCUUUAUCACCAAAGUCAAGAAAGGCAGCCUGGCAGAUGUCGUGGGACAUCUACGAGCAGGUGAUGAGGUGCUGCAGUGGAAUGGGAAGUCGUUGCCGGGAGCAACUAAGAAAGAAGUGUACAACAUUAUCCUUGAAUCCAAGGCUGAACCUCAAGUGGAAAUAGUUGUUUCAAGACCUAUAGGAGACAUCCCAAGAAUCCCAGAGUCAUCCCACCCUCCUCUAGAAUCAACAGGCUCCAGUUCCUUUGAGUCACAAAAGAUGGAGCGUCCCUCUAUAUCAGUGAUGUCCCCUACCAGCCCCGGGGCCCUCCGAGACCUUCCUCUGGUACUGCCUGGACAGCUCUCUGUGAAGCUGUGGUAUGACAAAGUGGGCCAUCAGUUGAUCGUCAACGUCCUUCAAGCCAUAGACCUGCCACCCCGACCAGACGGACGGCCUCGGAACCCCUACGUCAAGAUGUACUUCCUGCCUGAUAGGAGUGAUAAGAGUAAACGGCGCACUAAAACAGUGAAGAAGAGCGCUGAGCCCAAGUGGAACCAGACCUUCCUAUAUUCCCACGUUCACCGGCGGGACUUUAGAGAACGCAUGCUAGAGAUCACAGUGUGGGACCAGCCCAGAGUCCAGGAGGAGGAGAGUGAAUUCCUGGGAGAGAUCCUGAUAGAGCUGGAGACGGCUCUGCUGGACGACAUUCCUCACUGGUAUAAACUCCAGACACAUGAUGUGUCCUCCAUACCUCUGCCCCAGCCCUCCCCGUACCUUCCACGCAGACAUGUCCACGGAGACAGCCCCAGCAAGAAACUACAGAGGUCUCAGCGCAUCAUUGAUACAGAGUUUGAUGAUGGUUUGAUGGUAGUGUCUAAAGGUGCAGAGCGUAAUUCCAGGGAGAGAGAGCGAGGCAGUACGUUGGCUGUGCCUGAGCAGCAGCGGCCCGUCCAGCACCGCUCCCGCUCAGUGUCUCCUCACAGAGAGGACUCCUGCAGGGCUCGGUCACGGCCCGCACACGUGCCCAUGCAAAGGAGUCUGGAUGAGAUCCACCAGAACCGCCCCCACUCCCACUCCCCCUCACGCUACCAUGACUCCCACUUGGAGCACCAACGCUCCGGUGAUUCGGACUACGAGUACUCUGAGGACAGUGAGGUCCUGGAGAUGCACAGGUCUAUCCGGGGCGGGAGUGCCGAGUGCCUGCACACAAACAGCGACCUGCAGCCAUCGUUGGACAGAGUGAGGAGUGCCAGCACCACAUGUCUGAGACCAGACAGCAACUUUCACUCCCCUGACAGAGACAGAGCCCACCCUCAUGGCAGCCCCUCUCCAACGGGGACUCCCUCAUCAGGUCGCAGGGGCAGGCAGCUGCCUCAGCUCCCUGCAAAAAGCAGCAGCAUUGAGCAAGCCCUCGCAGUAGAGGAGCGAGCCCGACAGCUGCAGGUGAAAGUACAUUCCUGCCGGUCUUCAUCCUCCCACGACCCUGAGACGGACCUCAAGACCAAACGGGAGAUGUAUGCAGAACAGAGGCGUAGCAGUGACAACAUGUCGGCAAGAUCGUCCGACAGCGAUAUGAGCGAUGUGUCGGCCCUCUCCCGUGCCAGCAGUGCCUCCCGCCUCAGUAGCACCAGCUACAUGUCUAUCCAAUCAGAAAGACCCGGGGGACGACUCAGUCGGCAGUUACGAUCAGUGGGCCGCAGCAUGCUGAAGAGCUCCAGUGUGAGCGGAGAGAUCUACACCCAGGAGCGCACAGACGGCAGCCAAUCAGACACAGCGCUGGGCACGGUGGGCGGCGGCAGCAAGAAGAGGCGCUCCAGCCUCAGUGCGCGGGUGGUAGCCAUCGUUGGCAAUCGUCGCAGCCGCAGCACUUCACAGAUCAGUGGCCCCGAGGGGAAGAGUAAGAAGGAGAAGGGGGCACCCAUCCAACGGAGCACAGAGACCGGCAUGGCAGUAGAGCUGACCAGGAACAUGAGCCGACAGCCCAGCAGAGAGUCCAACAAUGGCAGCAUGAACAGCUACAACUCUGAGGGAAAUCUGAAGUUCUCUGGAGUGAAUCUGGGUGCCAGCAGUCAGUUCAGUGACUUCCUGGAUGGCCUGGGACCAGCUCAGUUAGUGGGAAGGCAAACGCUGGCUACCCCUGCCAUAGGUGACAUCCAGAUUGGUAUGAUGGAGAAAAAGGGUCAGCUGGAGGUGGAGGUCAUCAGAGCUCGGGGACUCGUACAAAAGCCAGGAUCCAAAUCCCUCCCUGCUCCAUAUGUCAAGGUCUAUCUGCUGAAUAAUGGAGCGUACGUAGCCAAAAAGAAAACCAAGAUUGCACGGAAAACACUUGACCCACUGUACCAGCAAGCACUGCUAUUCGAGGAAAGCCCACAGGGUAAAGUCUUACAGGUGAUUGUAUGGGGGGACUACGGCCGCAUGGACCAUAAAAGCUUCAUGGGGGUUGCACAAAUCCUAUUGGAGGAACUGGACUUAUCAAGCACAGUCAUUGGCUGGUACAAGCUGUUCCCACCGUCCUCCUUGGUGGAUCCGACGCUUGCCUCCCUGACUCGGCGGGCUUCCCAGUCGUCACUUGACAGUUCCUCCGGACCUCCCGGGGUCCGAUCCUAGUGGACCAACCGCUCUACGCCGCUCGACGAGAAACAGACUCAUGAAACGUACUGUAGAGAGAAACAAACAAACGAA